UCUGUCUCUCUUCCACGCACUUGUACACAAUAGGUGUACUACUUACUGCGCUCUGGCAGAUUUUGCUGAUGCUUUUUCGUGUGUGCGGCUUUUGCUGUUUGCUCCUCAUAUCAUACCGUGAAUAAGUAGGUACUGUGAAUAGCCCCAGGACAUUAUAAGUAGUGUGGCGACGACUGAUGUGUGCUGCCGUGGGCUGUCGGUGACGUGACCAGUGUGACUACGAACGACACGAACGAAGUAGAAGUAGUGAAGUACACGCAUAUACUUGAGCCUUGACGCACAUCGUCGUCGGAGUGUCGGACUCGUCGGUCGGGCCCCACAUCAGUGCUGCAGAGUGUGUGAGUGCGUACAUCACCUCUUCUCUCGCGCUCCGUUCGUUUCGUUGUCGAUCGGCAACCGCGAGAGAGUACCAAAAUAAAUAAAUUGAUAAAUAAAGUAGCCGAAAAAGAGAGAGUGCGCGAGUGUGUGUGUGUGUGUGUAUACACGAGAGCAGCAGCUCCCGAGGAAGUCGGAGAGGAGGCAAAAGUGUCCGACAGAAGGUGUAUUUAAUUGCUCGACAAAACAACGACAUGAGCGUGGACGCGUACGGACCGAGCAGUCAGACGCUCACGUUUCUCGACACAGAGGAGACCGACCUCAUUGGGGCAGACACCCAGGGCAGCGAGUUCGACUUCACGGAUUUUACUCUGCCCUCCCAGACUCAAGCUUCCCAACACGACCCGGCCACCCAGCCUACCCAACCGACCCAGCCAACAGCCGUGCAGAUCAAUGGUAAUGUUGGGACCUCUGCUUUGGAACUGAAAAUUUCCGGAGCAGCCCAAACUCUUGCUGAGCUUCAAUUUGAAGAGGAAGAAGAAGAAGCUUAUUAUAAUCGUGAUUUGCCGGAUCAUGCUUGUAAAUACUGUGGUAUCCAUGAGGCCUCUUGUGUUGUCAUGUGUAAUGUCUGCCGCAAAUGGUUUUGUAAUGGCAGAGGCAACACAUCAGGAUCUCACAUCAUCAAUCACUUAGUUCGUGCCAAACAUAAGGAAGUCACUCUGCACAGAGACGGCCCACUCGGUGAAACCAUAUUAGAAUGCUACUCCUGUGCUGUGAGAAAUGUCUUUGUAUUAGGUUUUAUACCAGCAAAAGCUGAUUCUGUUGUUGUUCUUUUAUGCCGCCAACCAUGCGCCGCACAAAGUUCUUUAAAAGACAUGAACUGGGAUCAAGAACAAUGGAAGCCAUUAAUUGAAGACCGGAGUUUUCUGUCUUGGCUGGUAAAAAUCCCAUCCGAACAAGAACAGCUUCGCGCCCGCCAAAUAUCGGCUCAGCAGAUCAACAAGCUGGAAGAACUCUGGCGUGACAAUGUCGACGCUACCUUCCAAGAUCUUGAGAAGCCGGGCGUGGAUGAAGAGCCACAACAGGUUUUGUUACGUUACGAAGAUGGAUAUCAAUAUCAAAAUAUUUUCGGUCCUCUUGUAAAACUUGAGGCGGACUACGAUAAGCGAUUAAAAGAAUCGCAGACGCAAGAAAACAUCGAAGUACGGUGGGACGUUGGUUUAAACAAGAAAACCAUUGCGUACUUUAUGCUGGCAAAGACGGACGGCGAUAUGAAGCUCAUGCAUGGUGAUGAGCUGAGGCUGAGGUACCUAGGAGAACUGCACAAACCAUGGUCUGGAAUUGGACAUGUCAUUAAGAUACCCGACAACUAUGGAGAGGACGUCGGCAUCGAACUAAAAAAUAAUUCUGGUGCUCCAACCGAGUGUACAAGUAAUUUCGUUGUCGAUUUCAUUUGGAAAAGUACAAGCUUUGACAGGAUGCAAUUGGCAUUGCGUAAAUUUGCAGUAGAUGACGUUUCCGUGUCUGGCUACAUAUAUCAUCGGCUCUUGGGCCACGAGUUCGAGGAAGUUUUAUUCCGUUGCCAUCUACCCAAGCACUUCAGUGCACCGAAUCUGCCUGAUCUCAAUCGUUCACAAGUUUACGCUGUAAAGCACGCGAUACAGCGCCCGCUAUCUUUGAUCCAAGGUCCUCCUGGUACUGGUAAAACGGUUACCAGUGCAACAAUCGUUUACCAACUGGUCAAACAGAACGGUGGUCCGGUACUUGUAUGCGCGCCAUCAAAUACAGCUGUGGAUCAAUUGACCGAAAAAAUACACAAGAGCAAUUUGAAGGUGGUCAGGCUUUGUGCCAAGAGUAGGGAGGCUAUUGACUCGCCUGUAAGUUUCCUUGCGCUCCAUAAUCAAAUAAAAAAUAUGGAGACAAACACGGAGUUGCAGAAGUUACAGCAAUUAAAAGAUGAAACAGGUGAAUUGUCGAGUGUUGAUGAAAAGAGAUACAGAUUGCUGAAAAAAACUGCUGAGAAAGAACUCCUAGAGGCAGCAGAUGUCAUUUGUUGCACUUGUGUAGGUGCUGGUGAUCCCCGGCUGCACCGACUUAAGUUCCACUCCAUCUUGAUAGACGAGAGUAUGCAGGCCACUGAACCUGAAUGCAUGGUACCUGUUGUUCUCGGUGCUAAGCAGCUUAUCCUCGUUGGGGAUCACUGUCAGCUUGGUCCAGUUGUGAUGUGUAAAAAAGCGGCACGUGCUGGUCUCUCUCAGUCGCUCUUUGAGAGGCUUGUUGUUCUAGGCAUCAGACCGUUCAGACUCGAAGUCCAAUACCGUAUGCACCCGGAUUUAUCGAGGUUCCCCUCAAACUUUUUCUACGAGGGUUCACUACAAAACGGGGUGUGCGCUGACGAACGCAAACUCACCAAAAUCGAUUUCCCAUGGCCAGUUCCGGAUAAGCCAAUGUUUUUUUAUGUGACUCAAGGUCAGGAGGAAAUAGCCGGAAGUGGUACCUCAUAUCUAAAUCGUACAGAGGCAUCAAAUGUCGAAAAAAUAGCGACUCGUUUUCUACGCUGUGGUGUCAAGCCAGAACAAAUUGGCGUGAUCACACCGUAUGAAGGUCAACGAGCCUAUCUCGUGCAGUAUAUGCAGUAUCAAGGUUCCCUGCAUUCUAAGCUAUACCAGGAAAUCGAGGUAGCAAGCGUCGAUGCUUUCCAAGGCAGAGAGAAAGAUAUUAUAAUUAUGUCGUGCGUUAGAUCUAACGAACACCAAGGAAUAGGAUUUUUAAAUGAUCCUCGAAGAUUAAACGUUGCACUGACGCGAGCAAAGUACGGUAUCAUUAUUGUAGGUAAUCCAAAAGUCCUUUCAAAGCAGCCACUUUGGAAUCAUUUGUUGAGCUUCUACAAAGAGCAGAAAGUAUUGGUCGAGGGUCCUCUAAACAAUCUUAAAGAGUCAAUGAUACAGUUCGCUAAACCAAAGAAACUCAUAAAUGCCGCUAAUCCAGGCUCGCACUUUAUGUCCACAUCGAUGUACGAUGCCAGAGAAGCAAUUAUACCCGGUUCUGUUUACGAUAGAUCGGGCGCUCAAGUUAACGGUGCACAGAUCCAUAAUCCCUAUUACCAGCGCAACGUGCCAAUCGAUAUUUUCAGCCGCACGCAUGACACGAUUAGCUACAUUAGUCCUGAGCGUGCACAGGCUGCUAUGAACAACGUGCCUGUACCGGUGGGCAUGUUCAUGAAUAUGGCACAUGUACCACCUCGUUUCUACAACCAGCAUCAGCAGGCUCUUCAAGCUCGUCAGAAUCAACGAGUGCGACGGGGUGGUAUGAAUGCAAGAGGUAAAGGUAACAAAGUUGGCGGCGGCGGAGGAGCACGCCUUGGAAAACUAAGCCAGUCUGAACAGAACACACAGCCCUACAGCCAGCCAGGUCUGCCUCUGACGCAAGGUGCGACACAAGGAAUGUCACAGCCUGGCUUUAGUCUGUCACAGCCAGGAUUGUCGCAGGCAGAAUUGUCGCAAGACUCGUUUGCGGUUGGCGAAUUUCAGUCGCAGAUGGACGGCCUUUUAUCCCAAGACUCCACUUAUCAGGGCGAUCGAAGUGGUUUCUAUCAGUCUGGACAGUCUCAGGCUGGUGGACAGUUUUCCCAGCCAUACUGAGCCAAUUAAAAUGUGGCUGAGCAAUGCAUUCACCAUGCAACAGCGUCGCGGGAGCGACUGAAGAAAACUCGUUCGAUCAAUGAUAUUUAUCGACAAGCCAAUCAACCCAACAACUCAAAUCACUCUGUAACUGCGCGAAACGGUACCAACCAACUUGGAAAAUACUACAAUGCACGAUGCGCGAGAGGGAGACUGCUGACGCUGUUCGACAUGCCACUGUUUGUCGAUCAAGAGAACAAAUGAGACAGCUGAGGUCUGGAAUCUUUCUCCUUUAUUUAAUUGCCGAAAAAAAAGUACGGAUACCUAUGGAAAAGAUAACAUGGAAAUGACCAGGGAAUAUCAUAGCAAUGAAGUUAAAUUGAUUUUCCCUCUUAAUUCAAACCUUUGUUCCUUGCUUCACUUAAGGGUUCAAGGACAAAGAGCUAAAUUACCGUUUCACAUGACGGAGAUCAUCAGUUGACACUGGGAUUUUAAAGCGAAAAGUUUUUCGAUUUGAAGAAUAAAAAUACACAAGGAAAAUAAAAAUAAAAAUAAAAAAAAAUAAAAAAAAACGAAUGUGUGACGAAUACCAAUUACAAACGACUCGAAAAUAGAUUGUGAGAAAAAAUGCAACAUUUCUCUUAUAAUCUAGAAUCAACAUUUAUUUCGAAAGCUUACGAAUAUUUUUAAUAAUGAAAACGUCAUUAAAUAUUUUCUUGCUUUUGAUGGGAAAGUUGUUUUCUUGAUUAAAAAAAAAUUAUUUUCUGGUAUGAAAAAUUUACAUUGUUUCUUUAUUGUGUAGCUGUCUUGAUGUUGAUAACAUAAUUUUUUAAUUGGAGAAAAAAUACGCUACAACAAUCGGUUCUUCGGUUUCUAGUAUCAGUUAUUGUAAAAAAAAAGCACAAAAUAAUUUAAUGUAAAAUCUUUGAUUUUUCGCAAUUAACUUCUUACUACCUUUAUAUUUCUUGUUUCCUUUUGUUCGAAAGUGAACAUUUUAUUAUAAAUCAUAAUAAAAGUAAAAAUUAAUCGUAUGUUAAUUAAUAAAUUAAAUUAAAAAGAUGAUUAUUAUUUUUGUUAUUUUUAAUACCUCAUCUCCAAUUUCUUGGUACUAGAAAAUUCUUCUGAUUGUUGAGGUACUUUUUUUAUAACAUUAAUUGGUAAACUUUUAAUUAAACGACAUAAAUGCAAAAAGACUCAACUUCAAUAUAAAAAUCUUGAAAAAAGAAUUUAAAAUUCGUGAAACUAAAGUUAAUAAUUCUUGAAUACAUAUUUAGAAAAAGGUUAAAAUGUUCAUAAAAAAUUAUUUAAAAAAAAACUUUGAUAAAAAAUGGAAUUCAGUUUGUUGUUUUUAACUGACUGUAUGAUAGAGAAAAAUUUUUUUUUAAUUUCUUUCAAUGAUUUUUUGCGCAUUCGUUUGCAAAUGUUUCCCAAAUGAAAGGGUUCUAAAAUAUGAAAUAAAACAAAUGAAUAAAAUCUUAAUAUCACUGUGAAA
Copidosoma floridanum is the source of this 5427-nucleotide messenger RNA. RefSeq names its product Upf1 RNA helicase (gene Upf1). The record is from RefSeq and is a predicted model, not a curated record. Gene Ontology annotation, biological process: nuclear-transcribed mRNA catabolic process, nonsense-mediated decay. Gene Ontology annotation, cellular component: cytoplasm. Lineage: Eukaryota; Metazoa; Arthropoda; Insecta; Hymenoptera; Encyrtidae. Gene Ontology annotation, molecular function: DNA binding; ATP binding; zinc ion binding.